Molecule: messenger RNA, 5532 nt
Organism: Chinchilla lanigera (long-tailed chinchilla)
Lineage: Eukaryota; Metazoa; Chordata; Mammalia; Rodentia; Chinchillidae
Gene: Adcy7
Product: adenylate cyclase 7
Exons: 27
Coding region: 517-3756 (1079 amino acids)
Biological process (GO): adenylate cyclase-activating G protein-coupled receptor signaling pathway; cAMP biosynthetic process; intracellular signal transduction
Cellular component (GO): plasma membrane
Molecular function (GO): adenylate cyclase activity
Source: RefSeq, a predicted model, not a curated record
UGGGACUGAGGCUUCCUCGACUUGGCGGGAGGGCAGCAGCCCGCCGUCUGGGGAGCCUUCCAGAAACAGGGGCGUUCCUGCAGGGCUGGGAGGUGUGGAGCAGGAGCAGCUGAGAGUUUGCUAGAAAGUGUUUCCCGGCGGGGCUGCGCCGGCUCCGGGCACGUGCGCGGGGACUCGGACCGAGGACGCCGGCGCGGGCGCAGCUCGCUCCCGGCGCUGGAGGCGGAUGCGCUGGGCACAAGUGCUGCUGGUGGACCCCUGUCUGAACCCAGCAAGGGGCCCUCAGGUGGGCCUGCCUGAGUCACCCAGAGAGCUGAGGACCCCACGUGUCUGGUCGGCCUGUCCUGGAUUCCUGCAACACAGUGUGCCCACCUAGCGUCGUCCAUGGAGCUGCGGGCCCUGCCUACCCAGCCUCACCAGCCAGCCCCGGAGAGGCCAGAGGCCUAGGCCCAGGGAGGAGGGUACCGGCCAGCAGAUGACCCCCUGGCUUCCGGGGAAAAGCACUGGGGCUGAAGGAUGCCAGCCAAGGGGCGCUACUUCCUCAAUGAGGGUGAGGAGGGCCCAGACCAGGCCGCGCUCUAUGAGAAGUACUGCCUCACCAGCCAGCACGGGCCGCUGCUGCUCCUGCUGCUUGUGGUGGCCAUCCCCGCCUGUGUGGCGCUCAUUGCCAUCGCCUUCAGCCACGGGGACCCCUCGGAGCAGCAGGCUGUCCUGGGCACGGCGUUCGUGACGCUGGCGGUGUUCGUGGUCCUCUAUGUGCUGGUGUACAUGGAGUGCCUGGUCCGGCGGUGGCUCCGGGCCUCGGCCCUGCUCACCUGGGCCUGCCUGCUGACGCUGGGCUACGUGCUGGCCUGGAACGCCUGGACGAGGGCAGCCUGUGCGUGGGCGCAGGUGCCCUUCUUCCUGUUUGUGGUCUUCGUUGUGUACACACUGCUGCCCUUCAGCAUGCAGGCGGCCGUCACUGUGGGUGUGGUCUCCACCGUCUCCCACCUCCUGGUGUUUGGUGCGCUCAUGGGGGGCUUCACGGCGCCCAGCAUUGGGGUGGGGCUGCAGCUGCUGGCCAAUGCCACUAUCCUCCUGUGUGGGAACUUCACGGGUGCUUUCCACAAGCACCAGAUGCAGGACGCCUCCCGGGACCUCUUCACCUACACUGUCAAGUGCAUCCAGAUCCGUAGGAAGCUGCGCAUUGAGAAGCGCCAGCAGGAGAACCUGCUGCUGUCCGUGCUGCCAGCCCACAUCUCCAUGGGCAUGAAGCUGGCCAUCAUUGAGCGGCUCAAGGAGGGCGGGGACCGCCGCUACAUGCCAGACAACAACUUCCACAGCCUCUACGUCAAGCGGCACCAGAAUGUCAGUAUCCUGUAUGCAGACAUCGUGGGCUUCACUCAGCUGGCCAGCGACUGCUCCCCCAAGGAACUGGUGGUGAUGCUGAAUGAGCUCUUCGGCAAGUUCGACCAGAUCGCCAAGGCCAAUGAGUGCAUGCGGAUCAAGAUCCUAGGCGACUGCUACUACUGCGUGUCAGGCUUGCCUGUGUCCCUGCCCACCCAUGCCCGGAACUGUGUGAAGAUGGGGCUGGACAUAUGCGAGGCCAUUAAGCAGGUACGGGAGGCCACAGGCGUGGACAUCAGCAUGCGCGUGGGCAUCCACUCGGGGAACGUGCUGUGUGGGGUCAUCGGGCUGCGCAAGUGGCAGUACGACGUGUGGUCGCACGACGUGUCCUUGGCCAACAGAAUGGAGGCAGCUGGAGUCCCUGGUCGGGUACACAUCACGGAGGCGACGCUGAACCACCUGGACAAGGCCUAUGAAGUGGAGGAUGGGCAGGGGCAGCAGCGGGACCCCUACCUGAAGGAAAUGAACAUCCGCACCUACCUAGUCAUCGACCCCCGGAGCCAGCAGCGGCCACCACCCAGCCAGCACCUCCCCAAGCCCAAAGGGGACGCGGCCCUGAAGAUGCGGGCUUCGGUGCGCAUGACCCGCUACCUUGAGUCCUGGGGUGCCGCGCGGCCCUUUGCGCACCUCAACCACCGCGAGAGCGUGAGCAGCAGUGAGACCCCUGUUCCCAAUGGGUGGAGGCCCAAGGCCAUGCCUCUGCGGCGCCACCGGACCCCUGACAGGAGCACGUCCCCCAAGGGGCGGUCAGAGGACGACUCAUACGACGACGAGAUGCUGUCAGCCAUCGAGGGGCUCAGCUCCACACGGCCUUGCUGCUCCAAGUCCGAUGACUUCUACACCUUUGGGCCUAUCUUCCUGGAGAAGGGCUUUGAGCGUGAGUACCGCCUGGCGCCCAUCCCCCGGGCCCGCUAUGACUUUGCCUGUGCCAGCCUUGUUUUUCUCUGCAUCCUGCUCGUCCAUGUCCUGGUGAUGCCCAGGAUGGCACCUCUGGGUGUGUCCUUUGGGCUGGUAGCCUGCCUGCUGGGACUGGUGCUAGGCCUCUGCUUUGCUGCGGAGUUCAUGAGGUGCUGCCCAACCCAGGGGAUGCUCCGGGCCACCUCAGAGAGGGUGGAGACGUGGCCCCUGCUGAGGCUGUCCCUGGCCGUGCUGACCAUCGGCAGCCUGCUCACCAUCGCCAUCAUCAAUCUGCCCCUGAUGCCUGACCCAGCGCUGGGGCUGCCUGGGGGCAACGAGACUGCAAGGAGCAGAGACAGGACCUGGAGGGAGCUCCUCCCGUAUUACAGCUGCAGUUGCAUCCUGGGCUUCAUUGCCUGCUCUGUCUUCCUGCGGAUGAGCCUAGAGCUGAAGGUCCUGCUGCUGACAGUGGCCCUGGUGGCCUACCUGGUACUCUUCAAUCUCUCUGCAUGCUGCGGCCACAGCCUGAGGAACCUCAACGACACUGACUGUCUGGGCAACCUUACCAAGACCAACAGAACCCCCAGUGGCCCCUGCUGUUCCACAAGGGAUCUGAGGACCAUGAUCAACUUCUACCUGGUUCUGUUCUACGUCACCCUUGUCAUGCUGUCCAGACAGAUCGACUAUUACUGCCGCUUGGACUGUCUGUGGAAGAAGAAGUUCAAGAAGGAACAUGAGGAGUUUGAAACCAUGGAGAACGUGAACCGCCUCCUCCUGGAGAACGUGCUGCCGGCCCACGUGGCUGCCCACUUCAUCGGUGACAAGCUAAAUGAGGACUGGUACCAUCAGUCCUACGACUGUGUCUGCGUCAUGUUUGCGUCUGUGCCGGAUUUCAAAGUGUUCUACACAGAGUGCGAUGUCAACAAAGAAGGGCUGGAGUGCCUGCGCCUGCUGAACGAGAUCAUCGCUGAUUUCGAUGAGUUGCUGCUGAAGCCCAAGUUCAGUGGCGUAGAGAAGAUCAAGACCAUCGGGAGCACCUACAUGGCAGCUGCAGGGCUCAGUGUCCCCUCCGGGCACGAGAACCAGGACCUGGAGCGGCAGCAUGCCCACAUUGGCGUCCUGGUGGAGUUUAGCAUCGCCUUGAUGAGCAAGCUGGACGGCAUCAACAGGCAUUCCUUCAACUCCUUUCGCCUCCGCGUCGGCAUAAACCAUGGGCCUGUGAUUGCUGGAGUGAUCGGGGCACGAAAGCCUCAGUAUGACAUCUGGGGGAACACAGUUAACGUCGCCAGCCGCAUGGAGAGCACUGGAGAACUUGGGAAAAUCCAGGUUACUGAAGAGACGUGCACCAUCCUCCAAAGCCUGGGUUACUCCUGUGAGUGCCGGGGGCUGAUUAAUGUCAAAGGCAAAGGCGAGCUUCGGACCUACUUUGUGUGCACAGACACUGCCAAGUUUCAGGGGCUGGGGCUGAACUGAAGGCUUCUGGAGGAGUCAGAUCACGGUGGGAAGCUGGUUUCCUCCCCAGAGCAGGUCCGGAAGCCAGCCCCAAGCCAGUUGCAAAGGUUGUGGAAGGUUCUGGCCAUCACUGCCCCCCAGCAGAUGGCUGUGCAUGGCUUCUAAGAAUUUGCACCAGAAGAUUCUCAGACACAGGCACCAGAUCCUGCUUGGAGCAACUGCUUAACUAGAGCAUGUGGUAUAGCCAGAACUUUUGUGCUGUCACUGCACCAGUUUCCGGGACAGCUGGAAGAUGACCACUGGGAUGUGAUGCCAACUACGCUGGUGGUGAUCCUAGAGUGUGAUCAAGACAGACAUCCACCUCGGCAGCCUGUGAGCAUGCAUAAGGGAGACCCACCUUUUCUAGGUCAAAGAAGGACUAAGCCAAGUUCUCUAGCCUGGGUUGGAGGCCCCCUUCUCUCCAGGACCACAGGCCAUGAAAGUCUGUAUUCCUCACACAGGUCUGAGGCUGGAAAGGGUGUUUUACAAGUGGAUUCUUCCAGUAGAGAAAAAAAUGCACAAUGGACACUUCAUUCUUGUCAUCUCUGACAUGUUUUAAAUGGGUGCAUUCUUAAUGGGGUUUUACUUUUCUUGACAACUUAGAUGCUGGGCAAAAAUCUCCAACGUGUAUGUAAAUAGAACUACUGUCCAGUGUCAGCUGAUGGGAGUAACUGGCUGUGGGGCCAGUUCUGAGGAAUGGGCUCAGAGCAAGAAGGCACGGAGCAGUGAAGCCUCGGCUCUGAGUCAGGCAGCUCCAACGAACACUUCCCGGGAUCACGUUCAGUAAGCUGAAAGCUUAGGAGCAAGGUACCACCUUUCAGCUCUGCCUGACUACUGCACUUCUGAGCUCCCCCUGCAAUCUACUAUCUCAUGCUAUUUCAGUGGGAAGGAAUGGAGGCUAUGCGGAGAGCCCUUGGACAACCUGCACUGCAUCCUUCCUUUUCUUUAGUCUUCACAUAGCUGACUCUGGAGAGCUUCAAAACUAGAAGGAUCUACUCAGCAUGAGAUGUGUCAAGGUUGCCCUACCUGGGAAGCCAGCUCCUGACAGAUGCUGAGACGUUCUUGCUCUGAACCCGAACGCAUCAAGGUAAAAAGCCAUCUUUAAGAUGGUGUCUUACCAUACUUCAGCUCCACAGGGAGCUAGAAGUCAAUGUAACUGUUUCACAGGGAGAAAUAACCAAACUGCCUGUUCCUUUUCUGAACUGACUUCACUGCUGCCAGAGCAUCUCUGGGAUCUCUAACACCACUGAAUGUCACUACAUCGCAGGGAUUCAUAGCUAGAAGCCAGCCGUGAACCUCCUGAAGUUGUACAGAAAAUCUCGCAGAAGCCUUCAAAAGACUGGUUAUAUAGGGUUGUGAUGAACUGCCACCCUUGCUGCAGAGUAGCAGAGUAGUGUGCAGGCAGGGGUGGAGGUGGUUGAAAUGGGCCCAUCUGCUCGGGUUGUGUUUUAUCAGCUUGAGGAAGGGGGACCGAUUCUAAUUUGCAAAAAGGUGCUGGGUUGGGCUAGUGGCAGCUCUAAUGUGUCACAUGUAACUGGAAUUAAUAUGCAUGCAAAAACUUGCUCUGAACACCUGUAUCUUGUACUUCGAGUAACUAAUUUAAAGAUAACAAUACACAAUGUAUUAACCAUUUUUACCCUAUUAUCUUGUUUUGAAAUUACGUUUUACUUUUUCUCUUAAAAAAAAAAAAACCCAAAAAACAAAAAACAAAAACCUUGCUCUGUAAAAGUUCUAUGGCAAAAAUGCCAGCAAGAGAUA